Enterobius vermicularis (human pinworm) is the source of this 191-nucleotide messenger RNA. The record is from the annotation of a GenBank genome assembly. NCBI's taxonomy places the organism in Eukaryota, Metazoa, Nematoda, Chromadorea, Rhabditida, Oxyuridae.
AUGUUGCAAUUUUUGAUCAAAUUUAUUCCUCACUAUUCACGUAAUUCUGUUUUUGUUGCUGCUGCUGCUGAUGAUGAUGAUGAUGAUGAUGAUGACGCUGCUGUUGCUGCUGCUGCUGCUGCUGCUACUCCUGCUCCUGCUCCUGCUCCUGCUCUGCCUUGUGCUUCUGUGUUGAUGUUGGGUAUUUGAAG